AUGAACUCCGAACAACUGGCUGAGAGGCGAAUUUUCUGCGCCAUCGUGGGCGCUGGAUUGACUGGAAUUGCUCUAGCAGACAAACUACUGGGCACGGGAACUCUGAAGCGAGACGAACUGGUCAUCAUCGACAGAAGCGAAGAUUUUGGCGGCGUUUGGCUCAGCAAUAAAUACCCGGGCGUGGCCUGUGACAUCCCAAGUCAUGCCUACGUGAUGCGAUCCUUCCUUAACCCAUUGUGGACAAAAAAGUUCUCUGAAGGUAAAGAAAUACAGCAGUAUUACUCAAAAUAUGCGUCACGUCGAGAACUUGCGAGAAAUGCGGUCUUCAACACCUACGUGCAUGAGGCCCGGUUCAACGAGGAAACCCUGCUCUGGGAAAUACUUGUUCAGAGCAAAAAGACUGGGGAGAAGGUUAAAUGGAUCGCAAAUGUCUUGUUCGACAAUGGAGGCGGCUUUCAUCGUCCAAAGUACGCCAAGAUACCCGGCCGUGAUAUCUUCCGCGGCGAGCAGUGGCACACGUCUGAGUGGCCUCAAAACGUUGAUCUGACGGGCAAACGUGUGGCUCUCAUCGGCACUGGGCCUAGUGCUGCACAGGUAGCCCCCAAAAUCCAACCUGUUGUCGAUAAAUUGUACAUGUACCAGCGAAGCUCGGGACAUGUACUUCCACGCCAAAACUUUGAGUUUCCCUCGUGGGUGAAGACAUUGUUCUCAUGGUGCUACCCGCUUCUGUGGCUAUACCAUGUCUCUUACUUUGUCUCGUUCGAUCGGAAUAAAGAUAUGUGGAUUAGCGGAACGAAGAUGAAUCAGGAUUUUCACGAUGCUUGCAUCACCUUUCUGGAGGAUCAGGUGAAAGACCCCGUUACGCGGGAGAAGCUCCGGCCUACAACGGAAUUUGCGUGCAAGCGUGUUCUCUUCCUUGAUGACUGGUACUCCAUGUACAAUGAGUCCAACGUUGAGCUCAUCACCGAGAAGCCACUGCGGAUCACAGAGCGAGGGAUAGUAUCCAAGUCUGUGGUUGCUCUGCGGGCGGAUGACCUGGCCCCAGAACCGAUUGGCUCAUAUGAGCAUAAAGUGCCAGUGAAGAAUGAAUCAAUGGAUGAGAUCGAACGGCCAAUCGAUGUUUUGAUAUGGGGUACCGGGUUUGACAUGAACGACUCUGGUGGUCAUUUCGAAAUCUUCGGCUUACAGGGCAAGAAUCUUUCACAAUUGUGGAGGGAUUAUCCGAAGACAUACUGGGGUAAUUUUUCUCCAUCUCAUACUUGGAAACAUGAGCUGACGAAGUGCACAGGUGUGGCAGUGACGCAGUUCCCAAACUUGUUCUUGACGCUUGGGCCCAACUCAACUAACUACUGGUCAAAUCUUACGACGGUAGUUGACAUUCAGACUGAUUACCACUAUAAGAUGGUCAAACGCAUCAAAAAGGAGUGCAGAAAAGGGCCCUACGCACUAUUCCCGAAUCAAGAGAUCUCGGACAACUACAACAACUGGCUCAAGAACAACCGUGGUUCUCCGUCGUUCCUAAGUGGCAACUGCGCAACCUAUCACAAGGCAGGCUCAAACUUAUUAUCUGUCUUCUCAAGCAUGGCAUAG
Messenger RNA from Clonostachys byssicola, 1590 nucleotides. NCBI's taxonomy places the organism in Eukaryota, Fungi, Ascomycota, Sordariomycetes, Hypocreales, Bionectriaceae. The record is from the annotation of a GenBank genome assembly.